AUGAAGAAGACACGGAGUACAACCUUACGGCGAGCCUGGCCUAGUUCAGAUUUCUCCGACCGGGCCUCAGACCGCAUGAGGUCCCGCAGUGAAAAGGACUACCGACUGCACAAACACUUCCCACCAGCUUUUAUUGCCCAGGCAUCACGGGGCUAUAUGACAUCAGGUGAUGUAUCACCAAUCAAUAUGUCUCCCAUCAGUCAGUCACAGUUUAUCCCACUUGGGGAAAUCCUUUGCUUGGCCAUCUCAGCAAUGAACUCUGCACGAAAACAAGUCACACAAGAAGCACUAAUGGAACACCUAACAACCUGCUUCCCAGGCGUUCCAACUCCCAGUCCUGAAAUUCUUCGGCAUACCUUGAACAUGCUUGUACGAGAGAGGAAAAUAUAUCCAACUCCAGAUGGCUAUUUCAUCGUGACCCCACAGACUUAUUUUAUAACCCCAUCCCUCAUAAGAACUAACAGUAAAUGGUACCAUUUGGAUGAGAGGAUACCUGACAGGUCUCAGUGUACCUCUCCACAACAAGGAACUAUAACUCCCUCCACCUCAGGCUGUGUCAGGGACCGAACUUUACCCAAAAACCACUGCGACUCUUGCCAUUGUUGCAGAGAAGACAUGCACAGCAUGCAUGCGUCCACCCUACAGAGGAAAUCAGCAAAAGACUGUAAAGACUCCUAUUGCCCUCCUUCUCUGUGUCAGGUACCACCCACUGAAAAAAGUAAAAGUACUGUAAAUUUUUCUUAUAAAGCAGAGACACUCUCAAAGCCUAAAGAUGUAGAAAAGCAGUCUAAAAAAUUUGGACUAAAAUUGUUUCGGCUAAGCUUUAAAAAGGACAAGGCAAAACAGCUGGCCAAUUUCUCUGCCCAGUUUCCUCCUGAGGAAUGGCCCUUGAGGGAUGAAGACACCCCUACCACUAUACCUAGGGAGGUAGAAAUGGAGAUUAUUAGGCGCAUUAACCCAGACUUGACUGUGGAAAAUGUAAUGAGGCAUACUGCACUAAUGAAGAAACUUGAAGAAGAAAAAGCUCAAAGAAGCAAAGCUGGAUCUUCAGCUCACCAUAGUGGGCGAAGCAAAAAGAGUAGGAAUCACAGAAAGUCUCAUGGAAAAUCUCGGUCACACAGCAAGACCCGGGUAUCCAAAGGAGACCCUUCAGAUGGUUCCCAUUUGGAUAUACCAGGUGAAAGAGAGUAUGAGUUCUAUGAUCCCCUUACUAGGUCCCCACGGGAAGGCUGUUUCAUAAUAGAACACAAAGGAGAUAAUUUUAUCAUGCACAGCAAUCCUAGCGUGAUUGAGUCUCACUUUCCCAUGACACCAGAAUGGGAUGUAUCUGGUGAACUGGCCAAAAGAAGAACUGAGAUGCCUUUUCCUGAACCUUCAAGGGGAAGCUCCCACUCCAAGGUCCAUCGAAGCCACAGCCAUACACAAGAUAGAAGGUCAAGGAACGAGAGGUCUAACAAAGCCAAGGAAAGGUCUAGAUCGAUGGACAACUCUAAAGGACCUCUGGGUUCUGCUACUUUAGGUACACCUGAAGACGUAGCUGAAGGAUGUAGCCCAGAUGACCAAACAACAAGCCAAGCGUAUAUUGAUGACAGUACCUUAAGGCCUUCACAGUCACUCAGCCAUCAAAGGGCUCUGAUUUCAUCUGCAAAUUAUAAAGAUGCGUGUGUACCCGAAAUAGUUAGUGGCAAUGUAGAAACCCCCAAUUCCUGCGGCUUAUUGGAGCAAAUCAAGCCUACAGAGAAUUUACCAUCUUAUAGUGAGCUCAACUCCUGCACAACAAAAUCAGCAAUUGAUGAUUAUUUUCAAUGCAACACUUCAAGUGAGACUGUACUUACUGUUCCAUCACCACUGGGGAAAAAUAAAGAGGACCAUGACUCAGUGACUUUAACAGAUGGAAUAAAAAAACUUUCUCCCUCAGAAAGACAGUCCCAACACAUAGCCAGAGAACCUGGGGUACACAAAGAGGAAUCCCCUAAAGGGCCAUGUGGUGGUCCAGUUGCUGGCCAGACCCCUGAGGUGAUCGCAAAUGGGCGACUAGUUCAGCACCAUAACACUGAAUCAAGCAGCCUGGACAAAAGGAAAGAAAUAUUUAGCAAAGAUACACUUUUUAAACCUCUGCACAAUACACUCUCUGUGAAUAGCUAUCACAAGUCCAGUGCGCCCCUACUAAAACCCCAUCAAAAGACACCCUCUGACACACUGCCAGUCAGAUGUGAGAAACUUGAACAAGCUAUAGUAACCUCAGUUACACAAGUUUUACCUGCUUCACAGAGACAGCAAGAGCCAGUUGGGAACCAGGAAGCCACCUUUGAUUAUUACAAUGUUUCUGAUGACGAUGACUCAGAGGAAGGAACAAACAAAAAUGCUGAGGAAGAAAAAAACAGGGAUGAUGUGGGCACUAUGCAGUGGCUCCUUGAGCGGGAAAAAGAAAGGGAUCUGCAAAGAAAGUUUGAGAAGAAUCUCACUCUUCUCACCCCCAAGGAAACUGAAAACAGCAGCAACCAGAGAGCAACCCAUUCAGCUCGACUGGACAGCAUGGACAGCAGCAGCAUUACUGUAGACAGCGGGUUCAAUUCUCCACGUACUCGCGAGAGCCUGGCUUCCAACACUUCAAGUAUUGUUGAAAGUAACAGACGUCAGAACCCAGCCCUGAGUCCUGCACAUGGUGGCGCGGGUCCAAUGUUCAACUUUCGAGCAACUGCAGACCCUCCAACAAGUGAAGCUGAAAAACUGCAGAAACCUGCUAACUGCCUACAAGCUUCUGUUACUAGUGUUUGA
Emys orbicularis (European pond turtle) is the source of this 2778-nucleotide messenger RNA. It is a transcript of the gene STOX2, whose product is annotated as storkhead box 2. Gene Ontology annotation, molecular function: RNA polymerase II transcription regulatory region sequence-specific DNA binding. Gene Ontology annotation, biological process: regulation of transcription by RNA polymerase II. The transcript has 4 exons. The record is from RefSeq and is a predicted model, not a curated record. Gene Ontology annotation, cellular component: nucleus; cytoplasm. Lineage: Eukaryota; Metazoa; Chordata; Testudines; Emydidae. Bases 1 to 2778 code for a protein of 925 amino acids.